AUGACUAUUCAUAGUGUUUGGAGGGCUAAGGUUCCUGAAAGUAUUAAGUGCUUUGGUUGGCGGUUUAUUCUUAGUAGCCUUCCCACUAGGGAGGAGCUUUGGCGUAGAGGGGUUUUGCUUGGAGGUGAAGCGCUGUCUUGUCCGUUAUGCAACAGCGGUACUGAAUCGAGGGAGCAUUUAUUCUUGCGCUGUUCUGAAUCCGGAAAGGUUUGGAAGCUUGUUCUGUUUUGGCUUUUAGGUGAAGAGAUGGAUAUUGAAAUCGGGAACAGGGACUUGGAUAUUCUUGACAGUUUUGUUAGCUUUUUGGAGGUGUGUGUGCGUGUACCUUUCGUCCAUUUCUUUUGGCUCUUGAUUUCUUGGAAUAUUUGGCGUGCCCGGAAUGAUUUGAUCUUUUCUAAUAAGAGGUGGGACGUGUCGGGGGUUGUGAAUUGUAUUAAAUCCAUGGGGUGGGACUGGUUUUCGUUUUUAGCUAGCAAAGGUAUCGAUUGUGAUCGGGAAUUAUGGCUUGUUAAUCCGUCCUUGUUGGUGGGUUUCUAG
Vicia villosa (hairy vetch) is the source of this 537-nucleotide messenger RNA. RefSeq lists its product as uncharacterized. Lineage: Eukaryota; Viridiplantae; Streptophyta; Magnoliopsida; Fabales; Fabaceae. The transcript has a single exon. The coding region runs from base 1 to 537 and encodes 178 amino acids. The record is from RefSeq and is a predicted model, not a curated record.